ACUGUUGUUGCAAAUUGCUGCCCCCUGGGGAGUUCCUGCAAUGGGCGAUGCUUGGCUGCUCUGCCCCGGGGCGAUGUCCCUGGCGGUCGCCCACCUGCCGACGUCCGGCGGCGGGACGGUCUGGCGGAGGGGGUGGAACUACCAUUCCCGGCGUGCCCGGCGGCCGGCGCGCGUGCGCAGUGGGGCGCCAGUCGGAGCGGGAGCGGGAGCCGGCGAACUGAAGAAUUGUUGAGUGAAAGGAACUUUUUGAGGUGUGCAAGCAAAGUAACUUGCCUCUAGCUCCAUCCUUUACCUUGGAGGAUUAUCAGUCCUCCUCCUUGCAGACCAUCACCAAGAGUUUAAUAUGGCUGUGGCCUUGAAACAAGUGUUCAAUAAGGACAAGACUUUUCGUCCCAAACGCAAGUUUGAACCAGGUACACAGAGAUUUGAAUUGCAUAAGAGGGCACAAGCAUCGCUGAAUGCAGGUCUGGAUUUGAAAGUUGCAGUUCAACUCCCUUCAAACGAGGACCUCAAUGACUGGGUAGCUGUCCAUGUGGUGGAUUUCUUCAACCGUAUUAAUCUAAUUUAUGGAACUGUAUCUGAGUUCUGCACUGAUACCACGUGCCCUGUAAUGUCUGGAGGACCUCGGUAUGAAUACAGAUGGCAAGAUGAAAAUAAGUACAGGAAGCCUACAGCACUCUCAGCACCACAAUACAUGAGUCUCCUUAUGGACUGGAUUGAAACCCAAGUGAACAAUGAGAACGUAUUUCCAACCAAUGUUGGAACCCCAUUUCCUAAGAACUUCCAGCAAGUUUGCAAGAAGAUCCUCUCUCGUCUUUUCCGUGUUUUUGUCCAUGUAUACAUCCACCACUUUGAUCGAAUCGGCUUUAUGGGAGCAGAAGCGCACGUUAAUACUUGUUACAAACAUUUUUACUACUUUGUUAAAGAGUUCAAUCUUAUAGACGACAAAGAAUUAGUACCCCUGAAGGAGAUGACCAUGAGAAUGUGCCAUUGAAAACCGUCAACUGAUCGAUUACAGAAGAGGCUGUUCCAGAUACAUUGUUGUUGAAAUGGAUUAUUUUAGCAGAAAAAACUUGAAAGGAAGAUGUUGGUCCUAUUUCAAAUGAUCAUUGAUGUUGAAAUGUGAAAGAUUAAAACACCUGAUGUGGAAUUUUCUGUUGCCGUAGGCAACUACAAUGAUUAAAGAAAAUUCUAUUGGGUACUGAGGCAUCUAGCUGGGACAGUUAAUUGCUUAUGUUUCAUUACCACUGCAAAUGACAUGAUUCUGUAGCUGGAAUGGUGCAAAAAAUGAAGAGAGCAUUUUUAUGAUAAAUAUUCUGCUUGAUAUAAAAUUCGUGGAUAUUUUAUGCAUUUUAUUGUAUGUGAAGCGCUUUUGAAUGUUUCUGAUAAAUUUGAUAAAGCACUAUAAAAGACAAAAUGAUGCAAGUACUUUCCAUGGUCAGAAAAAUGAACAGUUCAUCUAUUAUGUUUACUUGCAUGGUAAUUCUAGCUGACAUUACAGGGUUUGGCUGGUGCCAAAAUCCUCUAAAACAGUUUGCAACAUUCCUCACAUAUUUAAUUCAGUUGUUUUUCUUUGACAGGAAUACCAAACAUUCUUUUCAAAAUAUAUUUCCUGUAAUGGUACAGUCUCACAGUGCUCUAUAUGGCACAAGUUCUCCGAAAAUAAAUUUCAUCCUGAAUGGUACAUAGAAUAUUUGCAUAUUUGGUUGUUCCAACUGAAAGAAAACAGUUUUCUGACUUUUUUUAAAUAUUUAAAGAAGAACGAUAUACUUUUUUACUAUAUUUCUUUAAGAUUUUAGAGUAAAUGAAUGCUAUAAUACAGUAUAGUUUUGCAGUUCCAGGGGGCAUCUGUGGUGAAAGUAAGUUCUUUAAAUUUAUAUCACACUUUUCUUUGUUAUAUCAUGUGCUUUGAUUCCUAACUUUGUUAUUUUUGCUUUUGAUUCUGUGAUGAGAAUUUCUGCUUAUAAGAUUAAAGUAUAAUGUUAUUAAAACAUCUUAACUUCUGUUUUCUCAUU
Molecule: messenger RNA, 2015 nt
Organism: Pristis pectinata (smalltooth sawfish)
Lineage: Eukaryota; Metazoa; Chordata; Chondrichthyes; Rhinopristiformes; Pristidae
Gene: mob3a
Product: MOB kinase activator 3A
Exons: 4
Coding region: 344-994 (216 amino acids)
Biological process (GO): signal transduction; positive regulation of protein phosphorylation
Cellular component (GO): nucleus; cytoplasm
Molecular function (GO): protein kinase activator activity
Source: RefSeq, a predicted model, not a curated record